AUGGACGCAGAGAAGAUCAACGCUAAUCCGAUAAUACACCAGACAGUAGAGGAGAGCGAGAGGAAUGUUUACAGUGAUAGCGAUCCGUGGAGCACAGAUUUCCUAGCACCUGAUGCGCAAGUGGGGGAUAUCAAUCCAGAUUACGCCAACGCCAACGCCAACGCCACACUGGAGAAAACACCCGCGCAAGCCAUCGACGCUGACGAGCUAUUCCACCUCCUCAAAGACAUCAACGACCCAGAGCACCCACUCACACUCGAGCAACUUGCAGUUGUGAGCAAGGCGCAGAUCACCGUGGACGACGAGCAGAACGAGGCUACAAUCCUCUUCACGCCAACCAUCCCCCAUUGCUCCAUGUCCACUCUCAUUGGCCUGUGUCUGCGCGUGCGGCUCAUCAGGUCUCUCCCGCCACGCUUCAAAGUGGACGUGCGUGUGCGUGAAGGUACGCAUAUGCAGGAGGCGGCGAUCAACAAGCAGCUCAACGAUAAGGAGAGAGUUGCAGCAGCGCUCGAAAAUGGCCACCUUAUCGACGUUGUUCAGCAGUGCUUAUCGACAGCAACAGGGAGGUAA
This is a messenger RNA of Wallemia ichthyophaga EXF-994, 570 nucleotides long. RefSeq names its product Mitotic spindle-associated MMXD complex subunit MIP18. The record is from RefSeq and is a predicted model, not a curated record. NCBI's taxonomy places the organism in Eukaryota, Fungi, Basidiomycota, Wallemiomycetes, Wallemiales, Wallemiaceae. Gene Ontology annotation, biological process: iron-sulfur cluster assembly. Bases 1 to 570 code for a protein of 189 amino acids. The transcript has a single exon.